Equus caballus (horse) is the source of this 13343-nucleotide messenger RNA. RefSeq lists its product as uncharacterized. The record is from RefSeq and is a predicted model, not a curated record. Lineage: Eukaryota; Metazoa; Chordata; Mammalia; Perissodactyla; Equidae.
UAGAGCCUCAGAAUCAGAGUCUAGGAUGCCAGAGAAAGGAUGGAGAGGAAUCCCCAUGAAUCCUGGGAUUUUGUAUAAGGACAAAGGCUAAGAAGUAGAAAAUAAAGAGUGAAUUCCUGUCAACACUGUUGAAUCUGAACACCAUCCUAAGAAUGUCUCAUUUCAGCAAUUGGAAGGUCUCCCAAGUAAGCAAAAACUUGAUGUCAUAUGACAAUGUCAGAGUUUCCUGUGAGAGGAAGAAGUGGAAUAAAAAGCAAGAGGAUCUGCCUAAAGAGCAGCCUUCGCCUCACGGUCCGAUGCUGCAGAAGAGGAAAGGUGCCCAGAUCAUUGAGGACAAGAGUAAGGAGACAGGAGAUGACAAGACUGCUGAGGAAGGUCCUUCUCUCGGCAAGACAGAUCCACGAAAAGAUACCAAGGAUUGGAAGCUGCCGAUGGCCCUGGGACCUGUUUAUCCACCAUCAGUCUCAAGUCUGAGCACCACCAAAGCUGUGGGACAAAGCUGGGAAUUUUCUCCUCCGACAGCAAAGAGCUUCCGCAUACAUGAUGAGCACGUGGCCUGUCUGCCCCAGCAGGGCCCUUUCCGGCACUUCAUGGACAUGAAGGCGGAGAAGAGACUGGCUGGCUGGAAGGAGCGCCGCAGUCGCUACGGAGACAUCAACGUGCACAAGCGCUAUCAGUUUGGGAAGAUCUUCUCCCCUUUCCAGGCCCUGGCCACCACGCUUGCCUUUUGGUCCCUUAGAUGCUGACCUCACAUCUCAAACCAAAGGAAAUGUGGAAUGGGAAGACAAUAACAAGGCAAGAUUUGAAUUUUAACUACAGUUUCCUUGGGCCGGAUGGAUCUGUCCUUAAUUCCACUGUCCUACUAAUUGGUAGGUCACUGCUGUUAUGGUCAUUGCUGGCAUUUGGGCCUGGUCUGGUCUUGAUUUAAGAGAAGGAAAUAAGUCACAAAUCCUUAUGGGCAAAGAUAAUUGCAAUGGGACAUGUUGUUCCUAACCAAAGGCUUUUCUUCAUUGCCACUGGAUUCAGGAGGACUCUAUCUUGCCAGUAUCUACCACAGUUAUCUCCCCAAAGUGGGCAUCUGGGUCCUUGUCCUCUUGGCUUUUAAUGUGGCCAUCAGCUAAGCUUUGAAUUUCCCCUCUUCCACUUUCCACUAGAUAUUUCCUGAGGCUUAAAACAAGUUCUCCUUUAAAGUAACAGAUCUAAAUUGUCCAGAUAAAGGACUCUGUACUCGUCCAUUUGAAGUCUAAUUUUUCAAUUCAUAAGUUGAUGAACGUAGCGGUCCAUUAUUUCUACACAUACUUAUGUUGUGAACUGGCCUAAAGGACACGCACAAUUCGUAAGUUCUUUUUGUAGAUGAUGGUAGCUGCUAAAGAAGUUUAGAGUAGGGAAGGUUUAGCUAUUGCCUUAUAACCUUCCUGUCAAGUUAUAAGGAAAGAAAAUCUCAGAUCAAAUUCUUCCUGUUACAUGGACAUUUAAUCAACAAAUAAAUUAUUUAUUGGCAAGCAGACACAAAACAGUUCAUGCAAUCGUUCUAUAGACCCAAAUGAAGUCCCAGCUCUCUGUCUUUUGGGAGCUAUGAACACUACCUUUAUUAGAAAGGUUUAGUCAAGACAGUCACAACAACGUUCCAUAAGUAUGAUUCAGUUACUCUCAGUCAGACUCAGGCAACCAGAAACGUUCCAAAGUCAGAGGCUAAAUACAAGAUUACCCGCUGACCAGCCUCAGAUGCCCACUCUAAGAGUGCGGGCUACAACCUUGCAAGAUUUUCAUACCCUGGUUGUGGAAGGUAAUGGGUGUCUCCAAAACAUUUUAGCCAACACACAAAACCUGAAUACUUUCCUUUCUCCAAAGACAGCUCAUUUCUAACAAAUAUCAUGCUAAUUAACAAGCUAUGAUUUUCACCAAUAAAAGUAGUUCUAACAUCACUAUGUUAGCUAGCAAUUUCUGUUGUUUUCAGCCAGCCAGCCUGGAACAAUUUGUUCCAGAAGCCCUAGGAAACUAAUAAAGCAUUGAAGAGGAAACAUUCAGUUGUUGGUUGGCUCCAUGGAUCUGGAGCACAGAAGACUAGUAAAUGGACAGCAAGUGAACAAAGCAAAGAAGAUGGUAACAAAAGGUAAAGGAUGAGGCCACCUGGGAAAAAGUAUGCAGAGUGAGAAAAGAGCGUUGGACAGGACUGUAAGGAAGACCAAUAUUCCUGGUCAGAGGAAGAGUGGCUUGGAAAGGACAAGGAGUUUGGAAAAGAAAGAGAGAGGAACAAAUGUCCUUAAACACGUUAGACUAGCUCCAGGGAACACUCUGCGUCUGGAAACCUGCAAGGUAGAAGUGAGAAAUUUGAUGAGGAUGAAUUUAGGAAACCAGUAAAAUCAGGGCAGGUUGAGACUGGGAAGUUCCAGAGAUGGAAUGAAGAGAGUAAGAUCAGCCCCUGGGUGUGAUGGGGGGAGAACUAUAGCAACAACUGAGAGCUCAGGAUGCAGAGUGUGUGCUGGCAAGUAUGGCGGAAGUGACACAUUGAGAAGUAGAAGACAGGUUGACCAUCAAAUGUCAUAGUAGCACCCUCUUAGGAUGUAUGGAAUCGUAGCAAGCCCACAUCCACAGUACACGGUCAUGAAGAGCAAAUGAGAGCACGCCUGAGGCACACACAAUAGUCAUUUUUGCCAAUGCAGAACUAAACUCAAGGGGGUGAGUGAUGCUCUUGAGUUAUAACUAUUUAUGGACUUGUCUGGAAAGGUCCGUAUCUCUGAUAUCCCUUCACUUCUUUUCAAAAUGGAAUUCCUUUGAACUGACUGAAUUUAAUUCACUUGAUUCAUUUGUAUUAACAACCCCACACAGAUUUUGGAGUUUUGCUUUAUUCUAUUACAGCUUAUAAAAUGCUAACAAACACAGAUUUUUUUUAUAGUCUCCUAGCUGCUUUAUUAAAAAAUAGAAAAGAAAAGUUCUGCUGCAAACAGUCCUCAUUGAAUUUUGAUGAUGAUCCUAAAAUUUUCCCUCUGGUAGCCAAAAGUAAUUACACUCAGUUGGGGUGAAGGAAUCUUUGUUUUCUAAUUAUAGAACAGAUGUUUUGCAGAAGCAAUUACCCCUAUGCCACCAGUAGAAAAUAAUCUAACAAAUUGAUCUUUGAUUUAGGAAACAGCUGUGUGAUGCUGCCAGCAACAAACCCUUAUUAGGGAAAAAAAGAGUCAUCAUUUAUAUGGACCAAAUGCAUCUUAGUGCAGCUUUCCAUCCUUUCCCAGAAUUCUGAGAUUCCAGGAAUCAGGAGCAAGUGCCUGUCACUGCUGGUUCUGUGGAAGCAGGUAUGGGCUGGGGAUGGAAGUGAUAACACGUGAUCUUGGCAGAAGAGAGACUUCACACUUCUGUUGGAUCACAGGAUCUAGGAAAAUCUCAUGUAAUAUCUGCCCUUUAAGGUAUUGAGAACUUUCCAGAGGACGGUUCUGAUCAGUCAUUCACUUAAUAUUCAACUUUGUUGAGCAUCUACAAUCUCAGGCACAGUUAUCACCACCCUGCUCGAAAUUUUCAGUGGUUCCCCUGUUGCCAUUAAACUAAGCAUCAGCGCUACGCCUGGGAAUUGGAGACCCUCUGUGGAUGCUCCUAAAAUCCUUUUCCAGCCUCAGUUCCCUCUCCUCUGUGCUCCCACCAAGCUAGACCACUCACCAUUCCCCUAGCUCUCUCAGCUUUCCCACCUCCACUCCUUCUCAACCCAGCUGGACCUGCCUGGUAGAGGUAGUCCCACUUUAUGCAAGGAAUGUGUUUCUUUGAGUCACAUGUCUUAGGACCAAUUAUCCUGUAGCAACAUAUAUAAAGUUUGGAGUAAAUAUUCCCUGAACACAUAGAGCUACAAGCAAAUUUGUUCUUACAGACGUGUAGCCAUCAGUUUUUCCAUUUUCCCCAUUACUUUGUCCAGUACAGAAUUUUUGUGAACCUGAAGGUGUUCACACUGUAAAGUGCUCUGUUUUGUUUUUUCUCAACAUUAGCUAUAAUUUUGUACAGAGAAUAUUCUUCUACCUUACACUACAGUAUAUCAUAGCCGCGGCUGAUUCUCCUUCAGAGGGUCUCACCACAUAUAACUUCAUUCCAAAGUUAUUGAUUUUUUUAGACACAUUUUUCUAUAUCAGGCUGAGCACCAGCAAAUAAUAAAACUUCAGAUGAUGUUAUUAUGUAACAUCUAAAGAUUUUAAAUUAUUAAUAAUUGUAAAUGUUAAAAUAACAGCAUAAUAAUUACCGCAAUCAUUCACAGAAUUUCCAGUACCCAUAAACAACAGAUUGGCCUUUGGAAUAAUAACAAUAAUGACAUGGAAUAGCGGGAUUUUGUUUAACCAGAAAAAGAAGCAUCAACAUUCACUAAUAAUUUAAACACAGUUUAUUAUCCACUCAGCCCACUAGCUUGGAAAUUAUAUAAAGAAUUGUGUUUUUAAUUUGGGGAAUAAGAAUAAUUCCAAAUUUUGUGCAAUGAGACUUUAUUAAUAUUUCUAUACAUCAUAUUUUUAAAUUCCUAUAAUUCAAGUUUACACAAAAUGCAACAACUUUGAAAUUUCCUCCCACUAAUUUCCUCCCGCUUCUCCCAACAAUUUCUACCUGUCAAGUCUUACCAAUGUUUUGAGGCCUGGAUCAAACACCAUCACUUCUUUAAAAUAAGAAAAUAUUUUCCUAAUCUUCCCAACAUAAUUUGAUCUGCUUUUUGCCGAAAUCCACUAGCAUUUAGACCUACAUUACAGUACUAUUUUGAGGAGAUGCGUCUGCUUUUCUUAGCUUUUCCUAUCCCUUCCUAGACUAACUGUUCCUUUUGCAGGUGAACUGUGUCUUACCUUUAUGGCCCCUUUGAGGACCCAGCACAGCACUUCACAGAGGAAGUGUUGAAUGGAAGUUUGCUUUUAAUUGCAUCAAAUUGUAAAUCAACGUUUAUCACUUGUUGUCUCCAAGAGACCUAGCCUCAAAGGUGAUUCCUCUGGUUCAAUCCACCCUACCCAGAAAAUCAACUAUUUCCUAAGAAAUCAGAUUGGGUACUGGAUUAGUUUCCUAGGGCUGCCACAACAAAAUACCAAACGCCAGGUGGCUUCAAACAAGAGAAAUUUAUUCUCUCGCAGUUCUGGAGACCAGAAAUCUGAGAUCAAGGUGUCAGCAGGGUUGGUUCCUUCUGAGGGCUGCAAGAGGAAACUCAUUCCACGUUUUCUCGUAGCUUCGGGUGGUUUGCUGGCAAUUUUUGUUGAUCCUUUGCUUCUGCUGCAUCAUCCUGAUCUCUACCUUCAUCUUUACAUGAUGUUCUCCCUGUGUGUGUCUGUGACCAAAUUCCCCCUUUCUAUAAGAACACCGGUCAUACUGGAUUAGGGCCCACCCUACUCGAGUUGGACCUCAUCUUAACCAACUACAUCUGCAACAACUGUAUAUCCAAAUAAGGUCGUGUUCUGAGAUACUGGGAGUUAGGACUUCAACAGGAGAAGGUGGGUUGGGGUUGGGGGCACAAUUCAACUCAAAACAGGCACUCUUCUAUAAAAUAGCCAAAGGGGAAAACCUGAGAUCACUUUCUGGGACAAAAGAAUGGUUUCAUGGGUUGGCUUUCAAUGAGCCCUGGAUACCCUUCCAAGUGACUUCCCUGCACAGCAACUGGUUAUCUUUUAAAAUUAUGUAAAUUUAUGUUGCUCUGCUGGUUAAAGCUUUUAAUGAUUUCCUAUUUUAGUUGGAAUAAAAUCCACACAUUUUUCUAUGACCUAAAAGACUCACAUUAUUUGGUAUCCCCAUUUAAUUUUGCCCUUUCUUCCUCCUAGCUCAUAACAGUCCAGGCCUGUGGCCCCCAUGCAAUACUUGAAGCAUGUCGAGAUAUUUCUAGUAUUAGGGCCUGUGUAAUUGUUGGUCCUUCUGCUUGGCUUCUCCCUUUCUUCAGGUUUUCUUCAAAUGCCACUUUUUUGGACCUCCCAUCCAGAACACUGUGAUGGUCUUUUUGAUGUGUCAAUUUAGCUAGGCUACAGUCUCUAGUUCCUCAAUCAAACACUAAUCUGGGUGUUGCUGUGAAAGUACUUUGUAGAUGAGAUUAAAGUCCAUAUCAGUUUACUUAAAGAGAGGGCGAUUAUCCUGGAUAACCUGGGUGUGCCUGAUUCAAUCGGUUGAAAGGGCUCAAAAGCAGAGCUGAAGCUUCCAUGAAGAAAAAAGAAAUUCUGUCUGCGGACAGCAGCUUCAGUCCAUGCCCAGAGUGCCAGCCUGCCCUUCCUGAUUGGCUGCCCUACGGAUUUUGGACUUGCCUAGCCAGGGCCACAGUUGUGUAAGUCAAUUCCUCACCAUAAAUCUCUUAAUAUAUAUCUGGCACUGGUCCUGCUUCUUAGUGGAUAGGUUUGGGAAAUAUUUUGGAGGCACACCAAGAUAGACACCCCUACUUAACUAUCAGUAUUCAUUCUCCCCUUUCACUUAGCAACUUAGAGUCUUAGUUUUUUUCGAGGUAGGAAUAAGCCCUAUUGUAAUGCUCAUUAACCCCAGCUAUCCUGCUGCUGGAGUUGACCAUAGACAUGUAAGGGGAAAUUGCUGGGCAAGGAUUCCAGGAGUGCUCUUUCUAAGGACAGACUCAACUGGCUUGACUUUUUACACUUUUGCCCUUCCACCUUCUUCCUACCUAAACUAGGAAUGCAGUACAAGAUGGCACAGCAGCUGUCUUGCAACCAUGAAGACAAAAGCCACACACUAAUGUGUGUGCAUUUGUGUGUCUGUUUGUACUGAGAGAAGGAUGCCUAUAUGCAUAUACAUUGGCACUAAUAAAUGGAAUCCUUUACACAUGAAUGAAUUGAUUGAGUCUGGACUUGAGUUAUCAGAAGUAAAAGUUCUAGAAGUCGCUUCUCCUCUUCUCUUGACAAACAGAGCACCCAUUUGUCUUUUUUUAGCAAGGCUCAAUUAGCCUUGAUGUCAAGGUGACAAGUUAAAAUAUUCUGACUCCAUCCUUCAUGCUCAUAAUUCCUUUCGUGCAUUUGCAUCUCUAAGAAACCAGAUCAGAAUAAACAAACUCCUGGCAUUUUCUCAAAUUUUGGUCUCUGGCAUCUAUCUGUUGAUAAUUUCCAGAAGAGAUGGUGGAAAAAGAAGCAAUGGUUCAUUCUGGGUCAGCUUCCACGGCAACUGACUGAUGUUGGCACUGGAAUCCUUCCUCUGAUAAUGUCAUUAGAAAAGAGAGAAGUGUGGGGGGGUAAUGUGUAAUCCCCAUUUAUUCUGAAAGGAUGUGAGACACUCAACAGAGACGGGUAAAAUCUGGUGUUUUGGGAUUUUCUUUUCUUUCUUUUUUUGGCUUUGUUGGUAGUUUCAUUAGGAAGAUACCUCCAGCUUGUUUCAUUAAAGUAAAUGUCAAAGUGGCCUUUGGAAUAAUAGGACUCAGGAGUUCAUUUGUAGCAUCUCUUGUUGCGAAACUAGAAAUAUUGGCCCUAGAGAAUCAUUUGCUGCACCAGAUGUUUUUUUCUCUGGUUGCCCAAUUGUCAUCUUAUUUACCAAUGAGAGACUAGACUGCAGGAAAAGCAAAGUUUUUAAAAAGUGCAAAUUCUAGGGCUAAACCUUAAAGCAAUAAAUCAGAAACUUUAGGGGUGGGACCCAGGCACCUCUACGUGAUUCCAAAGACCUACAGCUCCUUCCUACUCCUAAGAGUCCAGGAUAUUGUGAUUUCUCCCGGAAGCAAACAAGAACAAGGCCUAAAGAAUAACAAAAGGCAAAGUGUGUUGAAAUUGGCUAAGUUCAGAGUUCCAUAUAAAACCUAAUGGUGUUGGGGAAUAUGCCAGAGAGAAAGCUACCAGCCUUGCCAUGGUUUAUUGGGGAAAUCAAGUCUCUUCACAUGGUAAAAUGUUUCAGGAGUAACAAAAAGUAACAUACAAUAGAAGAUAGAAAGUCAGCCAUAAAUGCCGAAGGUAUGAGUGGCAAAAGAAUAAUCAGAGUUGGGAGGAGACUGUUUCUUGCAAGAAAAUUAGUUUGGUUUUGAUAUUGGGAGACUACAUAUCUGCAUAAGUAACACUGAUUUGGUGACAGUUAUAUAUUAGAAUUAAUUAUUUUCAGCCCAUAAACGGAAGGAUGAAUGUGUGGGCAUAUAGCAUAUGAUGUAGCGUUUUCAAAGUGGAGGGAGAAAGAAAUCAUAUCUAGUAAUUGUGUUGAUGCUUUCUAUUUUGAAGAAGGAGUUAGAUCCCUCCCUCCCUUAUGCCAUAUACAAAAAUGAAUUCCAGCUGGAUUAAAUACCUAAAGAUAAACUACAAAAGCAGUAGAAAAAAUGAAAAAAUAUUUUUAUAGUUUUAAGGCUAAGAAAGCCUUCCUGAAUAAGACGUAAAACUGAGAAGGUGUAAAUGAAACAAUCUGACAGAUCUGACACCACAAAAAUGAAAACUCAGCACUGCAAAAGGCACCAUAGACAAAGGUAAGAACAAACCAAUAACAGCCUGAAAGAAAAUACUUUCAGCAACUAUAAUAUACAAUGAAAUAAUAUCCAGGAUGUAGUUACUGCAAAUCAAUAAGAAAUGGAAAAUAUCUCAACAAACAAACAAAACCAGGUGAAGGGUAGAACAGACUACAGGAAAAGAAAAAGGAAAAAAUCAUGACAAUUAUGAAAAUAUGCUAAACCUCAUUUAAACACUAAAGGUAUAAAAAUUAUUACAGCAAAUAUUUAACAAAUAUUGAUCAUACCCACUGUUGGCGAGAAGGCAAGAUCGAAGACACCCUCAUAUGAUUGUAAACCCAUAAAUUAGUUAGUUAAUUAAUACCUAUAUAACUGGAAUCAGAAAUUCCAUUCUAAGAAUCUAUCCUCAGAAAAUGCCAGUGCCAGUACUACAAAGAUGUGUGCAGAAAAAAGAAAAAGUCCACUUCAGAAUUGUUUGUAAUGGCAAAAAAACUGGAAGCAUCUUAAAGAAAAAUUCUUGGUCAAUGGGUAGGAACUUUCUCUCUGGCCUAUUUCAAAAUACUCUGUACAUUUUCUACAUAGGACUUAGGAUGAAAGUAUUCAAACAAUAAUUAUUCGUUCAACAGUGUUGUAGCUGUGCUGCUGCUAUGGAAGUUACCUGAGGGCACAGCCCAUACCUGGCCUUGGCCUGACAGUCGUUAUGGAAUGAAUGAAACUUUUCAAGCCUUGACCAGACACCCAGUUCUGCUGAAAUAAACAGCUUCAGCUAUUCAUGAAAGUGUGAGCCUCCUAAAAAGACCCUGCCUUGUCUAAUGAACAUGACAUUAAGUUAGGAAUUAGAUGACAAGUUAAAUUGCACCCAUAACUCACGUCACCUCGAACAAGUCAUUUAACCUCCCUGAUCGCCAAUUAACACAUUUGCAAAAUGAGGAUAAUAACGUCUGUCCUUCUAAAGGACUGCUGUGAGGAUUAAUGAAAUAGCCUAGGAGGUCGAGCUUUAGCUCUAUGUAGACCUGGAGUAUUAUCAAGACUGAGUAUUUCAUGCCAUACAAUGAAAAUUGAAAGAUACUCGUGACAGCUAAUUGCUUCCUUCCGUUUCUCCAGGUUCUUAGAAACACUUAGCAUUUCACCCUAUCCCCGCACAGACAUAGCAGAGCCAAGAGUAACCGGAAUGGGGAACUCAUUACAAGCUCUCAGGAAAAAGGGUUAUGCUUCAGGAAAGGAAACAAAUGCUUACUGUUUUGUUUCCGUCUCAAACAUGGUGCUGGGGUUUUAACAUAAAUCUAAUCUUCACGUCAUCUCCUGAGGACGUGUGGUGAAUACUUUUCAGGGAGAAGGUCCAACAUCCUAUGACCUGGUCAUCUUGCCCCGUUUCCAGAGUCACGGACCCCUGGAAGCCAUUCUGUACAAUGAGAUCCCACCCCCUGGUCACAGAUGAUUGGUCCAGAAAGGGGAAGCUUGCCCAAGCUGGUCCAAUCAGAGUAUCUCUUCUAGGAACUUGGACAAGGCCAGCCUGUCUAUUGACUGAAGUCGUACACGUCAAUGCUGAAAUGGUGUAACAACCUUCCUCUUUACAGUUAUUAAAAGUGGUAUUUUUGCAUUCCAUUGAGUCCCGUCCUAACUCAUAGGAAAGAAUUUAUCAGUGGAGGUUAGAUUAAAAUCGUAACCUGUUAUGUAUUUCUGGCUUUGGUCUCUUUCUCUCUCCUUUCCUCUCUCUAGUAAAUCUCUUUGUAAUCACGCACACAAACAAAGGGGUAGAUAAAUUCACAAAACAUUAGUACUUGUCAUGAACAAUUUCCCCCCUCUGCUGUACAAGGUGAAAAAAAAAAACAAUAGCUUUCUCAUCCACACCACUCCACACACACACACUCUCCGCCAGCUGUUGAAAUUUUAUAAGCCAACAAAACAAGCUUGUGGCUGCACAAAACAGCAGCAGAAGAGGAAGACAAAUCACUUCCUGGGCCAACAGCUCCCCGGAUGCAAUGAAGACCAUGGUGUGGCUUUUUUUGUGCACUCCAGGCAGGCUUGUUGUAGCAGGUAACACAUGGUGCAGAAGCUGUGUGAUCUGUGGCACUUCAGUCAAUAUGAGAAACAAUUUGAAGAAGACCUGUGUCACCAAUAUGGAAAGUCCCCAAACAAGUGUUUUAAAAUAAUGACUUUAACAGCCAAGUUUAUAGAUAUCCUUCCUACCCUCCCCUCCCCCCGCCCCAUAAGUAACUGAGAAGCCAGCCUGGAGGGUGGGGUGGGAGAAGAAUGAAGAAUUUGGCAAGAAGAAAGGAGAAAAAAAAGGAGAAAGCAUUGUUCCUGGGUUUCUGAUGGCUUUCCCGCUCCCAGUUCCUUUUCUUCUUAAGUUACGUGAGACACCCCAGCAGCCUUAAAAUAAAUUCCCUGGUGUUUUGCUAAAGUUGACUUGAGUGAAUUUCUGAUAUUUGUAAUAAAAGAAGUCUAAAUAAUACUGAUAGAUGUUACUACCCCUCCAUUCCAAUCAGGAAACUCAAGGUCAAUGAAGAUAAGUAACUUGCCCAAGGUCAAAUUGUUUUCCUUCCAAGUUUAUCUAACUCCGAAACCCAUGUUCUUUCCUAGAGCUGAUGAGGACAGGAUGUGUCUGAGUCGAUGGCAGCCAGAAUUAUCAGGGUAUACUGUCUUGUUGAUUUCCUUCUUGGUUCUCAGCAAGAAGUUAACUAAUGAGAGAAUCUCAUCCAUUCAUUGCUCCUAUGCUCCCUUAUGAUUCAUUUAUCUUCCCAUUUUCCUGCUCAGGACUAGACCUCCAUUCCCAGCCACAGCCCUGAGAUCUCUAGCUCACGGCAGGUCGGCGGGUCAGUGAGAGAGGAAUUUGGGAAUGAGAGCUUUGGUACAUCACCUGUCAGACUUGAGGCCGGAAAGGGUGCUACUGUUUACUCCUGCUUUACAGGUUCCCCCCACUAUCCGAAAGUUCACUUUAAUUCACUUUAUGCCACUUCGCUUUUACUAAAGACCUACGUUAGCACCUGUUUUCACUAACCGAAAAAAAUCCCAAGGGGAUUUUCGCUUUUACAAAAAAUGUGAAAAGUGAAAAUAGCAUUCAGCAUUUGUUUCCCAGCGAGCAGUCAUAGAGGCAGCACGCACCCCCACCAGAGAGAGUGGCGCCACCAAGCACCUUCCCGGGGAACUACUCCCAGCAUCUCAGCAUCAAGCCGCCACAGCUUUGAACUGUGGCCAUGAGCAUCUGUGCCUUAUCUUGAUUUAUUUUGGUAGGAUAUUUUGGGAGUCUUGGAACACUCAAAAACUUUUUCUAUAUAAAUUGGUGGCAAUUUCUUCUUCGCUUUAUGCCAUUUCAGCUUACGAAAGGUUUCCUAGGAACACUCUGCUUUCGGAUAGCAGGGGAAACCUGUAUUUGAUUGUGAACUCAAAGAUUAAAAAAGCAAGGGGUGAAUUUAAGUCCUUCCAGUCUGCCAAAGGUCAACACACUCAGUCUUCCCUCCCACCUUGCCUCACACACAGGCAUUUCUGAAAUGGAGGAAGUGAGCCCUGCCAUUGAACAGAAUUGAUGUCUUUGAAUUUUCCUUAUCUUUGUAAAAAGAUAGGGGAAUGAAAGUAUCUAUCACCCAACAUCCUCCCAUCCUAGUGCUGUCAGUGUUAGGAAUUUGGCACAUUUUUUGCCAUAAUUUUUCUUAUGUAUCUGCUUCAUAUAAAGUUGUUACCAAGGUGUCUAUGAAAUUUUGUAACUUUUUUUUACUUAACAUUAUAUCAUAAGCAUUUUCCAUGUUGCUGCAUGUUCCUUACAACCAUAAAUUUAAGGAUAGACAAAUCUUAAGAUGGUAGCAUAAUUACGGUGGACAUUUGCAGGGGGUUCUUCGCUACCCUGCAUCUAGCCUUCUUCUCUCUAAAGGCCGUGUGCUCAUUGUUAGGAGCUGAGCCAAAUAUUUGCUCUCCUCACUUCCUGGAAGCCAAGACAUGGGAACAGCCUCUAAAUUCAGCCACACAAUGCUUUAAGCCUUCUGAGAGAGAUGCAAAGGUACAGGAAGAGGCAACACUAUUCACUGUCACAGAGGUGGCACUGAAGGUCCAGCAAUGGUAGCUGGGAAUGUAAAAUGAUGGUGAUGCCAGAAGCAGUGUCAUAACCAGGCCAUUCCUGGGGCAUGACCCUUGCCCUCUUCCCCACACUCAGUCUCCCUUGAUUCCUGUCAUUUCCCAUCCAGGUUCUCCCUCCUCCCCCAAUCCAGAAUCAUCCCCAGUGGAUGGAUGAUUCUGAGAACUCUCUGAUACCUUUACAAUAAUUUCCUUGCCUGCUUACAUUAGCCAGAGGCAAUUUCCAUUUCUCACAACCAGGAAUUCUGACUAUUCUCCAUGUUUGGACAGUUGAGUUAAUUCAUUCCAUUCAGUCAACAGCUAUUUAUUAAGCCUCUACCAUGAGCCCUAUACUAUUCUUGGAACUAGAAAUAUAAUAUUAAGAAUUUUUUCUUUUUUAAAAUCACUGCUCACAUGAAGCUUACUCUCUAGUGGAAUUGUAGUGUAAAUUUAAUGGAAAAUAAGGUUGUUUUGAAAUUGCAACUGUUAUUGUUAAAGUUGAGCAAAAUUUAGAGUGAUGUAAAUAGUUGAGGAGGGGUGUUUCUAAGAUUCCAGAUGGUUGAGCCAUAUAUAAACCCUAGUCCAGAAUGGAAAGCCUGCAUACCUUUGCUUGCUUUAAGCUCUAUAUGCCUCUCACUGAGAUUAUAGCUCUGUCAGAACAGGCACAUAAUAGAUCCUCCUUAAUUAGUGCAAAUUAAAAAGAAAGAGGACAGAGAAUGUCUCUGUACCCUAGCCCAGAGCUGUAUACAGCUCUUAGAACUGUAUAAGGCUUCACAUCAAUAGAAAACUAAACCCAUGUCCAGUUCUUAAUUAGGAAAACAUUGGCUCUGAGAGAGAAAGACUGGAUGGUUCAGAAAUGGCUUAAUCAUUCAGCCCAGGGCCCAGUCAUUCUCUAUCAUUCAAGCUGUCCGUUCCUAUAGUUCCCUAAGGAGAACUAGACUGCUUCAGCUGUGGGUGGAUG